AUGGAUAUGGAGAAGCCUAGUCCCCUGCUGGUCGGGCGGGAGUUUGUGCGACAGUACUACACCUUGCUGAACCAAGACCCGGACGUACUGCACAGAUUUUAUGGGAAGAACUCUUCCUAUACCCACGGGGGCUUGGAUUCCAACGGGAAGCCAGCAGAUUCAGUCUAUGGGCAGAAAGAAAUCCACAGGAAAGUCAUGUCACAAAACUUCAUCAACUGUCACACCAAGAUCCGCCACGUGGAUGCCCAUGCCACUCUGAAUGACGGAGUGGUGGUCCAAGUGACGGGGCUCCUGUCCAAUAAUAAUAACAAGGCUCUGUGGAGGUUCAUGCAGACCUUUGUUCUUGCUCCUGAGGGCUCUGUGGCCAACAAAUUCUAUGUUCACAAUGACAUCUUCAGAUAUCAAGAUGAGGUCUUUGGUGGCUUUGUCACUGAAUUUCAGGAGGAAUCUGAGGAAGAAAUAGAAGAACCUGAAGAAAGACAACAAACACCUGAGGUGGUGCCUGAUGAUUCUGGAACAUUCUAUGAUCAGGCUGUCAGCAACAACUUGGAGGAGCAUUUAGAGAAGCCUGUUGUGGAGCCAGAGCCAUAACCGGAGCCGGAGGCAGAACCAGACCCUGUGCCUGACAUCCAAGAGGACAAGCCUGAGCCACCAUUGGAGGAAGCUGCUCCUGAGGAUGUGCAAAAGAGCAUCCCGGCCCCAGUGGAUGCUUCCCCAGCGCAGGAAGACCUGAGGACAUUUUCCUGGGCAUCUGUGACUAGUAAGAACCUUCCUCCCAGCGGGGCUGUUCCAGUGAGGGGAACACCACCUCAUGUGGUUAAAGUGCCACCUUCACAGCCUCGCCCAGAAUCUAAGCCUGAAUCACAGAAUCUACCACAAAGGCCUCACAGAGACCAGAGGGUUCAAGAGCAACGGAUCAAUAUCCCUCCUCAGAGGGGACCCCGGCCAAUGCGCGAGGCUGGGAAAGCAGGAGAUGUGGAACUUCGAAGGAUGUUGAGGCACCCUGACAGUCACCAGCUCUUCAUCAGGAACCUGCCACAUGAGAUUGACAAGUCGGAACUGAAGUAUUUUUUCCAAAAUUACGGGAACGUGGUAGAGCUGCGCAUUAACAGUGGCGGGAAGUUACCCAACUUCGGUUUUGUGUUUGGCGAUUCUGAGCCUGUUCAGAAGGUCCUUAACAACAGGCCCAUUAUGUUCCGAGGCACGGUCCGUCGGAACGUGGAGAAAAAGACUCGAGCUGCCAGGGAAGGCGACCGCAGGGAUAACUGUCUUCGGGAACCAGGAGGCCCCUGUGGUGGGCCAAGUGGUGGGAUGAGAGGCCCUCCCUGCGGAGGAGUGGUGCAGAAACCAGGCUUUGGUCUGGGCAGGGGCAUCACAACUCCAAUGCACUGA
Arvicola amphibius (Eurasian water vole) is the source of this 1392-nucleotide messenger RNA. RefSeq names its product ras GTPase-activating protein-binding protein 1-like. Gene Ontology annotation, molecular function: mRNA binding. Lineage: Eukaryota; Metazoa; Chordata; Mammalia; Rodentia; Cricetidae. Gene Ontology annotation, cellular component: cytosol; ribonucleoprotein complex. The record is from RefSeq and is a predicted model, not a curated record.